AUGUCGUUCUCAGAGGAGCUGCUGGGGAGCAGCGAGCAAGUGCUGCUGGAGACCAAGGCUGCUGCUGCCCUGUCCACCCCUCAGGAGCCAGAAGAUCUGGCAGCUGCACCAACGAAUGAGCUCAACCAUGUACAAAGCGGUGGAGGUGCCGGUGAACCUCUGGAGAUGGAGCAGCCUCUCCCAGAGCAGAGCGUGACCGACUCCAAGGAGCAUCCAGCUGAUAUUUGUGGCAGCCAGGAUGGCGAACUGAGACCCCAGACAGGACAGGCAAGUGAUGGAUGGUGUGUGAUGAACUUGGCAGGAGCCCCUGAUGAUGUUUCUAAGGAGAGAAGCGAGGAGCAGCAGGGUCAGCCUGCAGAGAGUCGGGAUGUGGACCAUGAAGAGUGGGAAGUUGUUUCUGAGCAGCUGGCCUGGGGGGAGGCUGGCAAGGAUGACAGCGUGGAAGACUCCGACAGCAGGGAAUGGGAACAAGGAGACUGCCCCGAUGGGGACUCGAGAGCUAAGAGGGUUGCAGCUGUGCCCCCCAUGAUUCAAAAUAUCCACGUGACUUUCCGGGUGCACUACAUCACGCACUCCGAUGCCCAGCUGAUCGCUGUCACUGGCGACCACGAGUGUCUGGGCCAGUGGCACAGCUACGUCCCCCUCAAGUACGACAAGGAUGGCUUCUGGUCUGACUCCGUUAUUUUGCCAGUAGACACCAGAGUAGAGUGGAAAUUUAUCUUGGUGGAGAAUGGGAACGUCAGACGUUGGGAAGAAUGCGGUAACAGGACCCUAGUGACUGAACACGAAGAUCAAAUUGUUCAUCAGUGGUGGGGGUACCAUUAA
Molecule: messenger RNA, 825 nt
Organism: Mesitornis unicolor (brown roatelo)
Lineage: Eukaryota; Metazoa; Chordata; Aves; Mesitornithiformes; Mesitornithidae
Gene: STBD1
Product: starch binding domain 1
Exons: 1
Coding region: 1-825 (274 amino acids)
Cellular component (GO): membrane
Molecular function (GO): starch binding; glycogen binding
Source: RefSeq, a predicted model, not a curated record